Metschnikowia bicuspidata var. bicuspidata NRRL YB-4993 is the source of this 2235-nucleotide messenger RNA. RefSeq lists its product as uncharacterized. NCBI's taxonomy places the organism in Eukaryota, Fungi, Ascomycota, Pichiomycetes, Serinales, Metschnikowiaceae. Gene Ontology annotation, biological process: intra-Golgi vesicle-mediated transport. Gene Ontology annotation, cellular component: trans-Golgi network; TRAPPII protein complex. The coding region runs from base 1 to 2235 and encodes 744 amino acids. The record is from RefSeq and is a predicted model, not a curated record. The transcript has 3 exons.
AUGCCGCUCUCCAUCGUCGUCCCGGAAAACGCCCGCUUUUUUGACGACCACGCCGUGCAGGAGGCCGGCCAGGGCGGCGCCGCGCCACGUGACCGGCGCGCGGACGCCUUGUGCUGGAGCAUUUCCAAAUGUCCACGGCGGUCGCUCCUCUUCUACGAGGAAACCUUCACCGGCUUUGUGGUGCACACGGCCCCCUUGGGAAGCGCGGUGCCGGAUUCCGUGUUUGUGACCCUGGCUGCCACAUACGACGUGUACAUAGAUGGCGCCCCGCCGCGCGGGCUGGCGCCGCCGCUGAUCACCAUCCAGCCGAGCGCCAGUGCUGCUGGAGUCGACGGCACCGCCACAAAAAGCAACCGCACGGAGGCCGCGGCGGACCUCGUGUGGCGGGGCGCAUCCAGCGCCAUGCACGGCGCGCGCGCCCUCGUGUCCAUCUGGAAAUUCUCCGCGUCCGCCGGGUGUCCGCGGCGGGAAACAAACGGGCGCUCGGGCGGCGGCCCGGGCCGGGUUUCGCGGCCGCCCGGGGCUCCGGAAGUCCCCGGGGUGGGCCUGGAAAACCUCCUAGCAGAGCUCAACCACGGCGUGCUUGGCGAUAACGCCUGUCCAUACGCGCUCUACUACAAGCGCGGCGGGCGGCCGGGCGGCGCGGCUGCUGAAACACCGAAACCCCGGGGCCCGGGGCCCGUCGAUGGACCGGUCGAUGGGCCGCUGGAGGGUCCUUGCUUGGAGGACGAAAGCGCCUCGCUUGUGGUGGCCACUUCGGCGCCGCUCCAGUUGAAGCUCCGCACCACCAAGCCCGGCAGCCGCAGCGACCUUCUCCUCACCACGUUGCGCGUGGAGGCCGCGGCCCUGUUGGUCCAUAGUGCCCCGGCCCGGCCCGAAGAGAGAUACGCCCUCCGGAUCUUGGGGCUCCAGGCCGGCUUCAAGGGCGGCCAGCUCACUCAGCUAGGCGACGUGCCGCUCCCGCACCGGUGCGCCCUCCUGGACGUGCUCAGCGUGACAUACAGGCUAGUGAACAGCGACAUCUGCCCGGGCCCCGCCGCCGCCAGGCUCAUCGACAUCCGGGUCCGUGCGUGUGUCGACAAGCACAGCGUGCUCCCCGGAGGCGCCGCGCAGGACGGCUGGGUGCAAGUCACGCGCGAGAUCCUGACCACGUGGACGCCGAUCCUCGACUUCGACCGCGGGCCGCAGAGCCCGGCGGCGCUUGCAAAGACACACGCGCCGCAGGGCCGCGGCCAGCUGCAGUUCCGCUCCAAAAGCACGCACUUGAAGCCCCUGCCCCCGCCCGGCACCUUCCCCCAGAGACCCGCUGCCUUCGGCCGGAAUGCAGGCGCCAUGGCGUCGCCCAUCGCAUCGCCAGGCGCCGCCUCCAUGUACUCGUUGUACUCGCCGAGGCCGGGCUGGCCCGACAGCAUGCCGCCCGAGCCGCUGCGCCCCGCGACGCCCAGCCUUUCGUCGCCCUUGUUGCCCAUGCCACGUGGGGCGGCCUCGCGCAUGAAAACCUCAAGGAGCGCCUUCGCGGCGGCAGGCGGCAGGCCGGGCUUCACGCUCAACUUAGGCCCCGAGGCCCCACCUGCGUUGGCCGGGCUUAGGUUGUCUUUCUCCGGCAGCCCCAGAAUCGACUUGGGCCACACCGUCACGUGGAAAGCCCAGGCCGUAAACCAGACCAGCCACGUGUUGAAGUUGGCGCUCGUGACGUCCCCGGCGAGACGGAAGGCCCCUCUGGGCCUGGCUGUGGGUUUCUACAGUAGCGCCACACGGAGCUCCUCGCAUCAUUCGCUUCUGGGGCCCGACGACAGGAGACCGGCCAACGGCCUGGCCAUACACAGCAGGCUGUUGUUGUAUGAGCAGUACGUCCUGGGCAAACCCGGCAAGGCUGGCGUAGUGCUUCUAUCGAACGACGUUGCGCUUGGGGUUCUCGAACCCAACCAGGUCUUCGAGUCGGAAUUCCUGUUUGUGAGUUUUACCAAGGGCGUUCACAACCUCUCUGGUCUACUAGUAGCGGAGUCCACCACGGGCGAGGCCAUCGAUAUCGUGACAGAAAGUACGGAGUCCACCACGGGCGAGACCAUCGAUCUCGGUGGGUUCUUGGAGACAACAAAAGCAAAUACAAAAAUUCUAAAAAAGAUCGGGGCAUACUGGGAAUUGAACCCAGGGCCUCUCGCAUAUUUGUGUGAACGAUGGCUCGUCCUCACCCAAAGCGAGAAUCAUACCACUAGACCACACGCCCGUAUCUGA